Molecule: messenger RNA, 2836 nt
Organism: Paramisgurnus dabryanus
Lineage: Eukaryota; Metazoa; Chordata; Actinopteri; Cypriniformes; Cobitidae
Gene: prkaa2
Product: protein kinase, AMP-activated, alpha 2 catalytic subunit
Biological process (GO): intracellular signal transduction; protein phosphorylation
Cellular component (GO): cytoplasm
Molecular function (GO): ATP binding; AMP-activated protein kinase activity
Source: RefSeq, a predicted model, not a curated record
CUGCAGGAUUCCUUUACUUUAUUCCUGAAGCUGAAUUCAGAUCAGCAGUUACUUGGAGGUUUAUCUAAAUGUGCUCAAUCCCGCCUCCUGCAAGGCAGCCCAAGGAUCUCGGAUAGUAAAAUGGCUGAAAAGCAGAAACACGAAGGGAGGGUAAAAAUAGGACACUACAUCCUCGGAGACACACUUGGAGUCGGAACAUUUGGAAAAGUAAAGAUUGGGGAGCACCAGUUAACAGGACAUAAAGUUGCUGUCAAGAUCCUAAACAGACAGAAGAUCCGCAGUCUUGAUGUUGUGGGGAAAAUCAAGCGAGAGAUUCAGAACCUGAAACUCUUCAGACAUCCACACAUUAUCAAGCUGUAUCAGGUUAUCAGCACCCCUACAGAUUUCUUUAUGGUGAUGGAGUAUGUGUCCGGCGGGGAACUCUUUGACUAUAUUUGUAAGAAUGGAAGGGUGGAGGACACAGAGGCCAGACGUCUUUUCCAGCAGAUCAUCUCAGCGGUAGAUUACUGUCACAGACACAUGGUGGUGCACAGAGACCUCAAGCCUGAAAAUGUUCUGCUGGACGGCAACAUGAAUGCCAAGAUCGCUGACUUUGGUCUGUCAAACAUGAUGUCAGAUGGAGAAUUCCUGAGAACGAGCUGUGGAUCACCAAACUAUGCUGCACCAGAGGUCAUCUCAGGAAGACUGUAUGCUGGUCCAGAGGUGGACAUCUGGAGCUCUGGUGUCAUUCUCUAUGCACUGCUGUGUGGGACUCUGCCCUUCGACGACGAGCACGUGCCCACCCUCUUCAAAAAGAUCCGUGGAGGAGUCUUCUACAUCCCAGAAUACCUCAACCGUUCAGUGGCCAAUCUGCUCAUGCUCAUGUUACAGGUGGACCCGCUGAAAAGAGCCACCAUCAAAGACAUCAGAGAGGACGAAUGGUUUAAACAGGACCUGCCCGGCUACCUCUUCCCCGAGGACCCCUCGUACGAUGCCACGGUCAUAGAUGAAGAAGCCGUGCGAGAGGUUUGUGAGAAGUUCGAAUGCACAGAAGCUGAAGUUCUCAGCAGCCUCUACAGCGGCGACCCUCAAGACCAGCUGGCCGUGGCGUACCACCUCAUCAUUGACAACCGGCGGAUCAUGAACCAGGCCAGCGAGUUCUACCUGGCCUCGAGUCCUCCGACCGGAUCCUUCAUGGAGGAGGGCAUGCCCCUGCCACCAGGGGUCAAACCUCACCCUGAGAGGAUGCCACCGCUACUGGCUGACAGCCCCAAGGCACGGUGCCCCCUGGAUGCCCUCAACACUACCCGACCCAAACCGCUUGCGGUGAAGAAGGCGAAAUGGCACCUGGGUAUACGGAGCCAGAGCAAACCCUAUGACAUCAUGGCUGAGGUUUACCGUGCAAUGAAACAGCUGGAGUACGAGUGGAAGGUGGUGAACCCCUAUCACCUGAGGGUGCGGAGGAAGAACCCUGUAACAGGAAAUUUUGUGAAGAUGAGUCUGCAGUUGUACCAGGUGGACAAUCGUAGUUACCUGCUUGACUUUAAGAGCAUUGAUGAUGAUGUAAUCGAGCACAAGUCAGGCUCAUCCACUCCCCAGCGCUCCGGUUCUGCCGCCGGUCUCCAUCGUCCACGUCUCAGCAUCGACUUUGCAUCCGCAGCGGUUGAAAUGCCUCAGCUCAGCAGCUCAUUGCCGGGGUCGCUGACCGGGAGCUCACCCAUGCUGGCACCGCGGCAGGGUAGUCACACCAUGGACUUCUUUGAAAUGUGCGCCAGCCUCAUUACAACCUUGGCUCGCUAAGUUCCCUGCAAGCUCACAACUAAACGUAACGUACACAACAAAAAAUGCCAUCGCCUGCUUGGUAAACAGAAGGUGAAGGGUUAAGGGAUUGUAAUUUCUAGAAGGGAAGGUACAAUCUCACAUUUGACCAAUAAUAGCACACUCUCACAAAAACAUAUGCGUAUCCAAAUAGUGUUUGGACACUUAAGACCACACUUGAGUGUCAUUGCAAUAGUGGCAUCUGGAAACAAAUGACGUUAGAGUUUAGCUUAAAAGUAUAAUGUGUUUUAUUGACAUCUAGUGGUGACAUUGCGAAUUGCAACCAACCUCAAUUUCGAAACGCAAUGAGAAGCUACGGUAGCUGACAGAAGACAAACACGUAUAACAGUUUGUCCGUUUAGUGCGACUGUAGAAACAUGACACAACUUCCAUGUAGGGAGACCUGCGGUGUAUGUAGAUAAUAGAAACAAUACAGUUCAUUAUGUAAGGUCUUUAUACACCACUAAUAAUAUAGUUAUGUAUAUUAUAUUGCAUUUCUAUUACGAGAUCCUUUUAAAAGUUACACAAUGCACCUUUAAAGCUAUCUUUUGCACACCAAAUAGCCUCAAGGUCAUUUAUUUGGGAGAUUCAAAAUACUUUUGUCUUCAUUUUGCACAGCAUAAAUAGUGUUUAUCUUUAAAACCUUUAUUUAAUUUUUUAAGGUAAGUGUCCAAAUACUUUUUGGGUCCACAGUGCAAGUUCUUCCCAUUUUCAGUGGGUUAAAGAAUUUAGAAACGAAAACAUAAUGAUGGUUUUAUAUGCACAUUUCUUUUGAUAAUACUAAUUAUUCAUAUGUAUUAUACAUUAUAUUUAUAUGAUCUUAUCACUUAAAUUAUAGUUUAGUUGACAUACCAAAAAAUAGAUUUAUUCCUAAAGAUUUAGUACCGAUACUCAUUAUUUUGUUUAGGCUAGCUAUUAUUUUAUAGAGUGAACUUAUGAGUGUUGUGGACUUGGCUUGCAGUCCCUUAAAGGGAUAGUUCGGCCAAAAAUGAUAUUAAACCCAUGAUUUACUCACCCCAUCGUUUUUCAGACAAACACA